CCCCGUGUUGUUAUGUAGUGGGUAUUUUUAAACAUAUCAAAUAGAUACACAUAUCCAGGGAUCUGAUUAAUUCCUUUCCAUUUACACAUCCAUGCCCCAAUCAAUGGAAAUGAGCAGUUGAUGUAUAUGGACGCAUGGGCAGCCUACCGGACCUGACGGAGCGUUCGCGGCCCAGCGUCCGCCCAGCCGCACGGACCAUCUCAGACCCCAAUAGACAUAGAACCGUUAUACCACAGAUUCCUGUUAGCACAAUUUACAAGAAGGAAUGGCCAUGGCGGAAAACAAAGGCCCCUAUCAAAUUGCCACCUGUGCCUGUAAACCGACGAAGAGAGUCAGUUGCAUCAUCCCUCGGCGCCGCAUCAGUCCGGCGCCUUAUUACACGGCAGCCUCAAAAACUCCCCAAACCUGUUAUUACACGGUUCACUCUUCUCUGUAUAGCAAGUGGCCUCUCAUCCACAGCACUUCUCCCUUUCACGGCAUAUGCAGGGGCAGAAGCUGGAGCCAUGCCUUUAGCUAUAAUGCACACCAUCGCAGCCAUUGUAUCACCUUUCUCACCCAUCAUCCUACAAAAGACAGGAACAAGAAUGGUCAUUAAUUUAAGCUACAUUUUGAUAUGCGUUCUCUUAGCCGCUCAUACGAUUGAUACGCCUCUGUCAAUUCUUCUCUUUCUAUAUAGUAUUUGUGGGGCUAUGCUCUCUCCAAUGGAACUGGCCCUGGCUGCGUCUGCGACGUCUUUUUCACAAGCAGCUGGUGAUGAAUGUAGGAGGAAAAUAGCUCUGAGACGAGCGUUAAGAGCUCUUCGAGCGUCACAUGAUUUAGGGCUGGUGAUGGGAUCGCUUAUGCUAGGAGGAGCUUUAUUAAUCUGGCCAGAAGAUUUAUUACCAUUACUGCAGCCUAAUGCAAUACAUAAUUAUACAACGCCAAGUUGGCCGCCAUCGGAGGAUGAUUUAGUUGAAGAAGAUUUUGAGGAAAUGACAUGUGGAGCGUCCGGUUGUCCAGACAUCCAAUCGCUGGUGGGCACGGCUCUAAGUGCCGAUGGUCGCCGCGUUUUGGUGGCUGUUUGGGCAGUUUUGGCGUUAGUUGCCUCAAUUUUGGCCCUUUACGGGGCAGCUGCGACACCUUCACCACCUCCAGAUGCUCGUUCUUUGCUUAAAGAUGCUAGAGGACUUCUAGGCGUUCCCAUGGGAUUAUUUAUUGGACUGCAACAGGGUUUUAUAUAUACUUCAUAUAUUAAGUGGUACGGCGUAUGUGUUGGUGGUUGGAGCGAGGCAUGGCGAGCACUUUGUGGCGCUGGAGCGCUGCAAGCGUUAGCCGCUGCCACUCUCAGUAUGGCAGCCGCUCGAGGAAGACGUAGCUAUUUAGGUGCUGGAGGUGCCGCAGCCCAUGCUUCAUUAUUGCUAGCGUUACUUCGCUGGAGAGCCGCUAAAACUGACCUAGCUCUACCAACAGUUGCAGCCGCUGCAUGGGGCGCUUGUUCCGCUUUGUGGGAUGUUUUACAGGGUGGUAUAUCAGUAGGAGGCCCUGGGUGGCGUGGACCUUGGUCCCUUACGCUCAGCGCUCGACAUGCAGGGCUGGCUCUAGCCUGCGCUGCGCGACAAUUUCUCUGUGUGAGGACACAGCUCGCUGUCCUAGCUCUUGCCCUCUUCACAGCCUUGUCGUCUCAUGCUAUAUUGGAACUGCGGAUUAGGAGGGAAAUCCGUCAUCGCUCCUAGCGACGAUAUGGCCAAGCAAGAGAGAACAAUACAUUCCAUGUUAUGGCUUGACAGUGACAAGUUUUGAUGUUUGGUGUAAUGAACAGUGUUUAGUGUCAUAUUUUCUCAUUUACUUGACAGUGACAGAAUCUUUUCUAACUAGAUAGCAACAAGAAUAUGUCAUAAAUGAUCAAGAAGAUGGCAAUGUUAUCUUCUUUAAUUCAGAUAGUUUGCAAUCUAUGUCUUCACUAUAUAAUAAGAAUAUCGCAGAAAUGGCCGAAGUUUUUUUACUUAAAAUUUUGUAAUGAUCUUCCAUUGUUUUAGUUUAAUUAAUAAAACGCACGAUAAUAUCAGUCU
Molecule: messenger RNA, 2048 nt
Organism: Pieris rapae (cabbage white)
Lineage: Eukaryota; Metazoa; Arthropoda; Insecta; Lepidoptera; Pieridae
Exons: 6
Coding region: 135-1712 (525 amino acids)
Biological process (GO): regulation of potassium ion transport; regulation of muscle contraction
Cellular component (GO): striated muscle dense body; plasma membrane
Molecular function (GO): potassium channel regulator activity
Source: RefSeq, a predicted model, not a curated record